Colletotrichum godetiae is the source of this 1029-nucleotide messenger RNA. Its product is annotated as 3-methyl-2-oxobutanoate hydroxymethyltransferase. Gene Ontology annotation, biological process: pantothenate biosynthetic process. Gene Ontology annotation, molecular function: 3-methyl-2-oxobutanoate hydroxymethyltransferase activity; magnesium ion binding. Bases 1 to 1029 code for a protein of 342 amino acids. Lineage: Eukaryota; Fungi; Ascomycota; Sordariomycetes; Glomerellales; Glomerellaceae. Gene Ontology annotation, cellular component: mitochondrion. The transcript is spliced from 2 exons. The record is from RefSeq and is a predicted model, not a curated record.
AUGUCUCUCCAUACAAUCCGAAGUACCUGUCUGAGGUCGUGUGCCUCUCUACUGAGAAGCACGCGACCCUCAACAGCAGCGUCUCUGAUGCGACCCACGUAUUCCGCUGUAAUGCAACCAUUGCAAAUGCGUCACAGCUCGCAUUCCCCCAUGGGUACAACUUCUGCAAACCAAAGAAAGAAAGUCACACUUGGUUCUUUGCGCAGUCUAUACAAGAAGCGCGAGCCAAUCACAGUCAUGACUGCGCACGACUUCCCCAGUGCCCACGUUGCCGACCAUGCUGGCAUGGAUAUUAUCCUUGUAGGCGACAGCCUGGCCAUGGUCGCACUUGGUAUGGAAGACACGAGCGAGGUUGUGGUAGAGGAAAUGCUGCUUCAUUGCCGUUCUGUUUCAAGAGCUACCAAGUCCGCAUUUACUAUUGGCGAUUUGCCCAUGGGUAGCUAUGAGAUAGCCCCGGAACAGGCUCUGGAAACUGCCAUCCGCUUCGUCAAAGAGGGCCGGGUGCAAGGCAUCAAGCUCGAGGGCGGCAAGGAGAUGGCCCCCACGAUCCAGAAGAUCACAUCCGCGGGCAUUCCUGUUCUCGCGCAUGUGGGACUGACACCGCAACGGCAGAACGCCCUUGGCGGCUUCAGAGUCCAAGGCAAGACUUCCGACGGGGCUCUCAGGCUCCUUGAGGAUGCACUCGCCGUGCAAGAGGCCGGCGCUUUCGCCAUGGUCAUUGAGGCUGUCCCAGCUGAAGUCGCAGCACUUGUAACGGAAAAGCUGUCUGUCCCAACCAUUGGUAUCGGUGCUGGUAAUGGCUGCUCCGGCCAGGUAUUGGUGCAGGUCGACAUGACCGGAAACUUCCCUCCCGGCCGAUUUCUGCCAAAGUUCGUCAAGAAGUAUGGCGACGUCUGGAGCGAGAGUCUUCGUGCCAUCGAGACCUACCGGGACGAGGUUAAGAGCCGACAGUAUCCUGCCCCGGAGCACACCUAUCCCAUUUCCAAGGAGGCGCUUGACGAGUUUACAAGCGCGCUGGAAAAGUUGUGA